Prunus persica (peach) is the source of this 2125-nucleotide messenger RNA. RefSeq lists its product as uncharacterized. Gene Ontology annotation, molecular function: protein binding. The record is from RefSeq and is a predicted model, not a curated record. The coding region runs from base 140 to 1822 and encodes 560 amino acids. The transcript has 7 exons. Lineage: Eukaryota; Viridiplantae; Streptophyta; Magnoliopsida; Rosales; Rosaceae.
GUUUAUGAAGUGAUUGAAGUGUGAUUGGGGUUUUGUUUUGCAACUUCCACAGUUCCAUCCAGGCCGCCUAAAAUCCGAAUCAAAGGUUCCAUUGUCUCGGUCUCGCCGAGAAAAACUGGAGAGUGCCCAAAAGAUUAGAAUGAGCGCUCUACUGAAGAAGCCCAAGACAGAGAACGUAGAAGUCAUAGACGACGACGACGACGAACAAGCAGCAGCCGCAGCAGCAACAAACAAGAUGACAGAAGAGAACGGCGACCCAGAUAGCAGACAAGAGCAAGAAGAAGCCCUCGUCGCUUUGAUUGAGCAUCGUACGCGCGAAGUUCAUCACCUUCGCCAGCGCGUCUCCUAUUACAAAUCUCAGCUUGAGGAAGCAGCAAAGAGGUUAAAUGAUUCCGAAACUAAGUUGGCACGACUUCGACGCCAAGACAAAGUAGGGUCAACCAAGAGUUCCCCGGGUAGUGGAACUAAAAGUGCAAAGGUGGAACCCAGAUCAACGAGUCCUAUCCAUUUAAGUCAAGGUUCUACUAGAAACCAGCCUCAUUCUAAAACAGAACUUUUAAUUCCUGCUGUCAUUCCAAAAGUUUCCCAACCUACAAAAUUGGCAGGGUCUAGUGGGAAGGCUCCAGUUAGUUCUAGUGCUCAUACCAGUCCAUCAGUUUCCAGUCAGUCUAUUAGUGCUACCAAAGAAAAAGGGGACAAAUCUUAUAGAACUUCUUCAAAGCAAGAAGUUGAACUUCAAGAUAGAGGGACAAAACGGAAAUUUGAACAGAAAGAACAUAAAGAAUUAAUUCCGUUGGUUCGUACUAGCUCUUCACCAAGUAUAAUCCGGUGCUAUGCAAGCAAUCACAUAUCAAGUCAGCACAAGAGAAAGUUGAGAAGUCUUUCUUUGUGCCCAGUGAAUGAUCAACUUUUUGUGACCAGUGCGUUGGAUGGAAUAGUCAACUUGUGGCAAGUUCAGGCCAAUGGGUCAGGUGCUUCUCUACUUAGUAGUACUGAUUGUGCAUCCCCAAAACAAAGGAGAUGGCCAGAAGAUAUAGCCUGGCACCCUGAGGGAAACAGCCUAUUUUCGGUCUAUAGUGCUGAUAGUGGUGAUUCUCAAGUAUCAGUUUUAAAUCUAAAUAGGACACAAGGGAAAGCUCGUGUUACUUUCUUAGAAGAUAAACCUCAUGUGAAAGGGAUCAUUAACAGCAUAGUUUUCCCACCCUGGGAGAAUACCUGUUUUGUCACUGGUGGAAGUGAUCAUGCUGUUGUAAUCUGGAAAGAGACUGAUGCUGAGAAUGUAUGGAAACCAAGGGCAUUGCAUAGGAAUAUGCAUUCAUCUGCUGUCAUGGGAGUCGCUGGGAUGUGCCAAAAGCAGAUAAUACUAUCCGCUGGAGCAGACAAGAGAAUUGUUGGGUUUGAUGCUAACGUGGGAAGAGCAGAGUUCAAGCAUCAGAUAGAAAGUAAAUGCAUGAGUGUCUUGCCAAAUCCCUGUGACUUUAAUCUCUUCAUGGUUCAAGCAGGGACCCAUGAGAAGCAGCUCCGACUAUUUGAUAUCAGACUGAGGCAAACAGAAAUACAUGCUUUUGGGUGGAAGCAAGAAAGCAGUGAAUCUCAGUCAGCUCUGAUAAAUCAGGCUUGGUCUCCAGAUGGUUUAUACAUCUCAUCCGGUACCGCAGAUCCCAUGAUUCACAUAUUUGAUAUCAGAUAUCACGCCCAUAAGCCUUCUCAAUCUAUAAGAGCUCAUCAGAAACGGGUUUUUAAAGCUGUAUGGCUCCACUCUUGCCCCCUUCUCAUUUCUAUAUCUUCUGAUCUGAACAUUGGUUUACACAAAACCACGUAGCCGAUUGAACGUCCAGCCAAACAGCUGCUAGCCCUUAGAAAGAAAAUGGUACAUUUUGUGUUCCUCAUUUCAGGUCGGCUUAAGAAGAUCUGUUACUUGUUUUCAAGAGUAACAACUCUUUGUAGGGCAUUUUUGUAAGAAUCAAGCAGGAAAAUGCGGAUGAGAUGUUGGGAAUUGUAUGUAAUUUUUUGAGGAAAACGAUAUUACUAAGUAGAUGGGGGAUAUAUUGGAUGAAAUUUUGUUUUGGGGAAAUGAAAGAUUUGCAGCUGGUGGAUUAAGUAAAGCUGUUGCCUUCAUCUUUGA